AUGGCGGAAAACAGUUUGGAAACAAUCCCAAUCUACUUGAAAGAAUCUCUUGAUCCGCGGAAUGCCAAAGAAGCCGAGGCUCACUUGCGUGCCAUCGAGUGUCAGCCCCACUUUGCAAUCAACUUGUUAAAUGUUGUAGCCUCAUCUAAUUUAGACUCUUCGGUGAGACUUGCUGGAUCAUUGUUCCUCAAAAAUCUUGUGAAACGCAAAUGGGUGAAUGAAGACGGUGAGUAUCUUUUGUUUACUGAGGACAUUCAAUACCUAAAGGCAGAGAUUUUGAAUGUCAUGAUUAAGUUACCCAACAAUAUCCAGGCUCAGUUGGGAGAGACCAUCUCCAUCAUUGCCGAGCUGGAUUUUCCUCGCAAUUGGGAAAACUUGAUUGAUGAACUUGUGACAAGACUCUCAGCAGAGGAUUUUGUUUUGAAUCGUGGUAUUCUCCUAGUUGCACACUCAAUCUUCAAGAAAUGGAGACCGCUUUUCCGCUCCGACGAGUUAUUCUUGGAGAUCAAGAUGGUGUUGGACAAGUUCGCCCAGCCAUUUAUGGCCUUGUUCGUAAGAACCGAUGAACUUGUUACCGAAGCAUUGAAUCAAACGAAUGGCGCCAAUCUUGCCAUUUACUUAGAGUGCUUGUUGCUUGAAGUCCAAAUCUAUUACGAUUUGAACUGUCAAGAUAUUCCAGAAUUCUUUGAAGACAACUUGGCCACAGGAAUGAGCAUCAUGCACAAAUACCUCACGCUCAAGACUCCCUUGGUCGGCGACGCUGAUGAUGACGAGGAUAUAGAUGUACUCAUCAAGACCAAGUCGGCAAUUUUGGAAUUGAUCUCACUAUAUGUCACCAGAUAUUCCGAGGAGUUUGAACCAGUCACUGAAUCAUUUAUAACUUCAGUUUGGGAAUUAGUCAAUACGGGAGUUACUAAACAACCUAAAUUUGACUUGUUGACCGUCAAGGCAUUGUCGUUCUUGACAUCUAUUUCACAGGUAUCCAAAUACCAGUCUUUUUUCGACAAUGAACAAGCCAUCAGGGAAAUUAUUGAAAAAAUCAUUUUACCAAAUAUCGUCUUCAGAGACGUUGACGAAGAGAUGUUUGAGGAUGAACCCAUUGCCUUUGUCAGAUCUGACUUAGAAGGCUCAGAUUUUGAUUCUAGAAGAAAAUCGUCGACCGAUUUCUUGCGGGAAUUGAAGGAGGUUAAUACUACCCUUUUAACAAACACGGUAAUGUCUUACGUGAAUGAAUUCUUGUCCCACACAGAUUGGAGAAAUAGAGACAUCGCUAUUUAUCUAUUCACCUCAUUAGCCGCCAAGGGAUCUGUGACAAAUAUGGGUGUCACCUCAACCAAUCUUCUUGUAGAUGUUGUUGGGUUUUUCACGUCUAACAUUGCUUCAUACUUGGUCGAAGAUGCUUCGCCGAUCUUGAAAGCGGAUGCUAUCAAGUACAUCAUGACCUUCAGAAACCAGUUGACAAAAGAACAACUUUUAACAACCGUGCCACUUUUGGAAAACCAUAUCAAACACGAAAAUGCCGUGGUGUAUACAUACGCAGCAAUCACCAUCGAGAAGCUCUUUGCCAUGACGAGUUUCACGAACUCGGCUCAUCUUCCGGUCUUUGAUAAGAAUGACAUUCAGCCAUACGCUAGCAACUUAUUGCACAAUCUUUUUGCCCGGAUUUUAUCGAGUACAGUACCUGAGAAAUUGUCUGAAAAUGAGUUUUUAAUUCGGACUGUUAUGAGAGUUUUGAGCACGGCAGAAAACACCAUUGCAGAACCAUUCAAAGCAAUUAUCAUCGGCCAACUCCUAUAUAUCUUGAGCAUUAUUGCGAAGAAUCCCGCUAAUCCUAGAUUCACACAUUACGUUUUUGAAAGCUUGGGUCUUUUGAUAAAGUUUAGCUCCGCACCAAAAGCUGAGGUUACUCCGAACUACAUUGCAUUAAUAAUGCCUGCUUUGCUACAGAUCUUGAGCGAAGAUGUUCAGGAGUUUGUCCCUUACACAUUUCAGAUUUUGGCAUUCUUGCUUGAGGAACUUCCGAGCUCAAAUGCUUUACCUGAGCAGUAUGCGGGGUUGGUAAAACCUAUUUUAUCUCCUGUUGUUUGGGAAUACAGAGGAAAUGUUCCAGGAGUAACCAGGCUUAUUAUAGCAAUCAUGAAACACGACUCUGCAGUGUUUGCCCGAAAUGCACAGGAACUCACGCCGCUCCUAGGAGUAUUCCAAAAAUUAAUCGCUUCGAGAGCAAAUGAUUCAUAUGGCUUUGAUUUGCUAGAGGGCAUUUUACUAAACAUGCCACUUAAUCUUUUGACCGACUAUUUCAAUCAAAUCGCCAUUUUGUUGUUGACCAGACUCAAGAGUUCACGGACUGAAAAAUUUAUCAAGAAGUUUGUCUUAUUUUUAUUAUCAUUGUCGUGUGUGCCAUUGAAUCAGACCUUGUCAACUAAAACAGGCAUUAAUGCGGACUUCGUGAUCAACCUCCUUGAUUCAGCCCAACAAGGCGUAUUCCAACAAAUAUUCACUAGCUUUAUUUUGCCAACCUCUGAGUCAUUUACCUCGUUGCAAGACAAGAAAGUCAGUGCAUUGGGUCUCUCACAACUUGCUACUUCUUCAGGGUUCACUCAAGGAAAUUACAAAGUCCUUGUUGUGCCUACUGUGGAGCAGUUAUGCAAAAACCUUUCUCUUUUACAAGGUAUUUCAAACAAAGCUAGUACUGUCACGAACACAACAACUGGUGACACAAAUACUACAAGUGUGGCUAUUAACGACUUGGAUUUGGAAAGUGCAGCAUAUGGAUCAUCAUUUUCUAGGCUUGUAUCGAUUCAUUUGAAGCUGUUUGACCCAUUACCAGACGUAAAAAGCGAUGAUUUUAACUUUAUCGAAUCAGCUGCAGUUUCCAAUGUGAAAAAGUUGGAACAGUUGGGUGUUGUGAAUCAGUUGAGCGAAAACGCGAGAUCAUUUUUCACAAAAUAUUCGAACUAA
Molecule: messenger RNA, 2961 nt
Organism: Metschnikowia bicuspidata var. bicuspidata NRRL YB-4993
Lineage: Eukaryota; Fungi; Ascomycota; Pichiomycetes; Serinales; Metschnikowiaceae
Product: importin-alpha export receptor
Exons: 1
Coding region: 1-2961 (986 amino acids)
Biological process (GO): protein import into nucleus; protein export from nucleus
Cellular component (GO): cytosol; nuclear envelope
Molecular function (GO): small GTPase binding; nuclear export signal receptor activity
Source: RefSeq, a predicted model, not a curated record